Oryzias melastigma (Indian medaka) is the source of this 3782-nucleotide messenger RNA. RefSeq names its product meprin A subunit beta. Gene Ontology annotation, cellular component: membrane. The record is from RefSeq and is a predicted model, not a curated record. The transcript is spliced from 24 exons. Gene Ontology annotation, molecular function: metalloendopeptidase activity; protein binding; zinc ion binding. The coding region runs from base 93 to 3134 and encodes 1013 amino acids. Gene Ontology annotation, biological process: proteolysis. NCBI's taxonomy places the organism in Eukaryota, Metazoa, Chordata, Actinopteri, Beloniformes, Adrianichthyidae.
AGUAUUUUUGUGACCAUAUAUACAGUCUCUGAAGUGUGGGCUCAUUCAGCUCAGGAACAGAUUCCCAAGGUGGUGUAACCAUCGGUAUCAUCAUGAAGAUGAAAGCCUUCCUUGUUCUUGUGGUGAAUUUGGCAGUUGUGUCUGCAGCUAAAAUAAAUAAGGCAGAAACACUGGAUAUUGAUGCAGGGGAAAGUGCAGACGCAAAAAAAGAAUUAUUGUACGAUGACAUUCUUGAGCCUCCAUCACAUAGGAGUACCAUCAUUGGAGGCAAUGAUAAUCUGUGGACCUCUCCAGUCCCAUAUGUCUUACACGAAAGUCUAGACUUAAAUGCCAAAGGAGUCAUCAUGAGAGCAUUUGACCAAUUCAGGCUGAAAACCUGCAUCGACUUCAAACAAUGGGAUGCCGAGGAGUAUUAUAUCACUAUCCAAAAGUUAAUCGGGUGUUACUCAUAUGUUGGGCGAGUUUCCCCCAACGGACAGGUCCUCUCCAUUGGUUCAGGCUGUGAUUACAUCGCUACUGUUGAACACGAGUUUCUUCACGCUCUCGGCUUCAACCACGAACAGUCCAGAUAUGACAGAGAUGAUUAUGUGACCAUAGUAUGGGGCAACAUUCGUGAAGGUAAGGAGAACAAUUUCGACAAAGUCAGCAGCGAUGUAAGUACCACCCACGGAACGCCAUACGACUACAUGUCAGUGAUGCACUAUGACAACAAUGCAUUCACCAACGGAAACGGCUCCACCAUCAUCACCAAAGACCCAAAGUUUGAAGAUGUAAUUGGACAAAGACUGGAAAUGAGCUAUUAUGAUGCCCAGGAGUUAAACAGUCUCUACAAAUGUAACUCAACCAUUGCCUUCAAGAUGUACUGUGGCUUUUCUGAUGGGACCAUGUGCAGAAUGGAUCGUUGUUCCCAGGGUAACAAUAGCUGGGAACUGGUAACACAAGUUUCUGGAGGUCCAAAUUCUGAUCACACGACUUUACCCAGUGGAAGCAAAAACUAUGGUGGAGAAGUAGGCUACUUCAUGCAUGUUAGCACAGCAACCGGUCAGGAGGGAGACACGGCACAACUGGAAACUCAGAGGAUGACUCCCAAAAGAGACUGCCAUAUCCAGUGUCUGCAGUUCUACUAUUACCACAGUGGAGAUGAGUCUGAUGUUCUCAACAUCUGGAUCAGAGAGUUUGAGAAUGAACAGGACUCAACAGGAACCCGACGCCUCAUGGGGCAGAUCACUGGUUCCAAAACAUCUCACUGGAAGCUUCAUCAUGUUUCUCUAAAUGCGACUAAGAACUUCCAGGUGGUGUUUGAAGCUCAGAAUGGAGUAGGACGCUCUACAGGAGGCUUCUCAGUUGAUGACAUCAAUUUGCAUGAAACCGAGUGUCCACAUUUAACACUGCAGAUUGAUGACUUUCAGACAGUCCUGGAGACCACUACAGCCAGAAUAUACAGUUCACGGCAGUACUCCAGUGAGGGUUAUGCUUUCCGGUUUGGUGCUUUGUUUUUUGGGACACAUUUUGGACUGUAUAUGCAGCUCCUGUCUGGUGAUUAUGAUGAUCAACUGGACUGGCCUUGCUUACGUAGACAAAUGACUUUUCAAAUGCUCGAUCAAACACCAAACAUUCAGCAACAGAUGGCUAAACGAUGGAGUUUCACCACUAACGAAUAUCACGUCGACCCCAAUGGUGUCAAUUACUUUGACAACCCACGCAAGAUUGGAUCUGCAGUGUUCACAGAUGAGAAUAAUAAGCAGGUCUAUGGUGGAAUUCUUUAUGGAUUAUAUAGGUUUUCAACUUUGGAAGAAAUGCAAAACAGAGAGUUCCUCAAAGGAGGGAGUGCUGUUUUUACCCUCAACUUUCAAGGUGUCUAUAUUGAUGACUUUCAGACAGUCCUGGAGACCACUACAGCCAGAAUAUACAGUUCACGGCAGUACUCCAGUGAGGGUUAUGCUUUCCAGUUUGGUGCUUUCUUUUUUGGGACACAUUUUGGACUGUACAUGCAGCUCCUGUCUGGUGAUUAUGAUGAUCAACUGGACUGGCCUUGCUUACGUAGACAAAUGACUUUUCAAAUGCUGGAUCAAACACCAAACAUUCAGCAACAGAUGGCUAAACGAUGGAGUUUCACCACUAACGAAUAUCACGUCAACCCCAACGGUGUCAAUUACUUUGACAACCCACGCAAGAUUGGAUCUCCAGUGUUCACAGAUGAGAAUAAUAAGCAGGUCUAUGGUGGAGUUCUUUAUGGAUUAUAUAGGUUUUCAACUUUGGAAGAAAUGCAAAACAGAGAGUUCCUCAAAGGAGGGAGUGCUGUUUUUACCCUCAACUUUCAAGAUCUCACUCCACUGGUUAAUGGAAGUACUCUACCAUGUCCACAAGUGAGACCGACGAACUUUGUCCAUCAACCCACGGAUGGAAAUGAAGGGCCAUGUUCAUGGACCCCACCAGCAAACACGACAACCCCACCCACUAUCAUUGAAACUCCCCCCACCAUCAAAACAACUCCGUCUUUACCAGGUCCUCCAACAACAGUUGACGACAGAACCCCACCAGCAAAAACUACAAUCCCACCCACUAUCAUUAAAACCCCACCCACCAUCAUAACAACUCCAUCUCCACCAGAUCCUCCAACAACAGUUAAUGACAGGACCACACCCAAAAAAACAACAACCGCACCAACUAUCAUUGAAACUCCACCCACAAUCAAAAUAACUCCAUCUUUACCAGAUCCCCCAACAACAGUUCAUGACAGGACCCCACCAGCAAAAACUACAAUCCCACCCACUAUGAUUAAAACCCCACCCACCAUCAUAACAACUCCAUCUCCACCAGAUCCUCCAACAACAGUUAAUGACAGGACCCCGCCCCAAAAAAACACAACCCCACCCACUAUCAUUAAAACUCCGCCCACCAUCAAAACAACUCCAUCUCCACCAGAUUCUCCAACAACAAAACAUGAAAGGACCCCGCCGGCAAAAACCACAACGCCACCCAUCAUCAUUGAAACUCCACCCACCAUCACUACAACUCCAUCUCCACCAGAUCCUCCAACAACAGAUGAUGACAGCAUCUUUGACUUUUCUCCAAACAUGAAGCCUUCUGCCAUUCUCAUCUUUCUGCUCGCCGUGAUUCACCUGAUGCCCUGACUGACAUCUCUGUACCUCAUCUUGUAGAAAGUGACUUCAAACAACUUUUUUAUGUUUUGGCAUUAUAACAAGUUUGAUUGAAAACUUUAAAUUUGGGAAUAUAUAUUUAAGGUAAAAUUCCUCAUUUAUUAACCCUCAUGCUCUCCUAUGGGGUCCAGAUGACCCCAACCUUACAUUGACGUGUGAUCCCUCCCAUGGCAAAGGUGAACAGGACUUCAUGUCUGCCACGGACACCAGUGAAGAUCAAAAAUCGUUGAAAAAUAAAGUUCAGCGCACUGUCUUGUGGGGACCAGAUGACCCCACUUUUAAUGUAAACAUGCCAAGGAUAACAGGAGGGUAAAUAGUUCAUGUGGUGUUGACUGGUGAUGGUAACAUAUAUCUUUUAAAUAUGCUUUAGAUUAAUGGAUUUUCUGCCAAUCUACCUUUACUCUGAUUUUAAAGAUUUAUAUAUAACCAUGAUAUGAGGAAGACAAUUAAGAAUGUACUCCUUAAGCGAUGUAAAAUCAGGAUCUAAUUUGUCUUCUUGUAGGCCUACAUAUUUUAUUUUAACUAUGCCUCAUCAUGUUGUGUACUAACAUAUUUAACCUUAUCUGUGUAAAUUUGGGGGGGAAAUAGAAAAAUAAAAUAAAAAGAAGCUUUUACUCUAAA